This is a messenger RNA of Ambispora gerdemannii, 435 nucleotides long. Lineage: Eukaryota; Fungi; Glomeromycota; Glomeromycetes; Archaeosporales; Ambisporaceae. The record is from the annotation of a GenBank genome assembly.
CGUGCACGAGAUCGUGCUCGUCGUGAACAACAGCUAGAAGAGGAGGAAGAGCGAAAACGUAAAAGUCUAAACCUAAACCAGCUGACGAUGCUUUGGAUGCAUGAUUUGCUUACGGCGCACACAGAGAAAGUUGUGCUCGAUGCUAACUUUAAUAGGACCCCGUUGGUUCAAAGCACUAGUAUUGCCUCGAAACAAUCAGGAUAUUAUUCUGCAGACAAUGAGGGUAAUGAGGAUGAAGGAAAUGGCAAAGUUGAUGGGGGGGGUUCGGAAGAUUUGGAACAACAAAAGUUUGUGUUAAAAGGUUCCCUCCAACAGUAUGUAAUAUCAGUGAAAAUAUUAAUACUACAUCGCGUCCUUUUACGAUUCUUGUCAUAUACACGACUUUAUCGAGUUACUCGAACAAUUUCGAUUUUUCUGUUUCUUAUUCUCUCUUGA